Messenger RNA from Brassica oleracea var. oleracea, 368 nucleotides. RefSeq lists its product as uncharacterized. Lineage: Eukaryota; Viridiplantae; Streptophyta; Magnoliopsida; Brassicales; Brassicaceae. The annotation marks the transcript as partial. The record is from RefSeq and is a predicted model, not a curated record. The transcript has a single exon.
AUGAUAGAGGAGUUCAAAGCGGGAAUGUCAGCAUGUUUUGAGAUGAGUGAUCUCGGGCUGUUAACCUAUUACCUAGGUAUUGAGGUCAUUCAAUACGAUGGAGGGAUUAAGAUUGUGCAAGAAAGAUAUGCAAAGAAGAUAUUGGAGGAGUCAGGUAUGAGUGAGUGCAACGCUGUACAAGCUCCAAUGGACUCGGGACUGAAGCUCUCUAUGGCCAAAGAUGAGCAAUCAGUAGACGAGAAGGAGUACAGAAGGCAAAUAGGGUGCUUACGAUAUCUGAUUCAUACACGGCCAGACUUGUCUUAUGCUGCGGGUGUAUUGAGCAGAUACAUGCAUGAACCAAAAGUAUCUCUGGAGCCCUCAAGCAG